CUGUUUAUUUCGCACCCAUGCUUCUCAUAUUUCCGUUCGUUCUUUUUUUCCCCCUAGGAAUCAGGCAACUACGGCUAUCGCAAUCUAUCCCCACCUUCCUCUAACGGAUAUGCUUCUGGCUGUCCUUUCUCCUUGUGCUUCUCUUUUCACCUCUCUCCCUACCACUAUUAUUUCUGAUGCCUUCUUUUUCACCCUUUCACCCUCUCUUUUCACCUUUGUAUGUACGUACGAUACUCUGGUAGGGCGUUUAUAGUACUAGCCGAUUUAUAAGCUAUCUAGAAACCCCAGUAUCAGGGCUCCCUGGUACUUUAUGAAUGGACUAGUAGGUCACCUUUCUGACCAUAUCGAUAGUUUCUUCAGGGCUUGUCCGGGGUGGUUGAAAAUGGGGGUUGUGAAAUCACUGUCAUCGAUGCUUGUGUCCCGGCGUAUUACUCGAGUGCACAGUAUGUGACGGACACCGCAUCAUUGUUGGUGACGAUCUAGCUUUUGGGAUGAGAUGGGGAUUGAAUACCGGUACUGUACUAUAUAGACUACCGUACUAGGGGAGUGAAAGCUUACGGGUAGUCUAUCCGACCCACAACCCAAGUACUAACAGUGUGGACGAGCGAAUUUUCACCCGAGAAGCUUGUCCCAUAAAUUUAUGCAAGCUAAAGUAGCCGUCGUAGAUUUAGUCAAAAUGCCACACGAUAAACCUCCCGGCCCCGCAUUCCCCACCCACCCUUUUUUUCGUCACUCCGGCCCAAGCAAGUCUCGUAAGUCAUCAAACCGAAUCCCUCCCCUCUCCCUUCCACCACCAAUUCAACGACCCACCCGCCAAGCCUCACUCACCCAUAUCUAUUAUACAAAUCCCAAAGCUCCACCCUGUCCCCUUCCAUCCAGUUCCAGUUAAGAUAUAAGUACCCAUAAGCCACUGUAUCGGUACAAGCACAAUACACUACAACCCAGCACAGCCAAACCUGCACCGCAACCUUCUUUCAACCUCAUCUCUCACACCUCACCUCACCUCACCUCACCAACCACCAACCACCAACCAUCAAAAAACCAAAAAUAAAAAGAUUAAAAUAAAAUAAUAGAAAAAAAAGAAAAUGACCACCACCACCACUACCACAACCCCCUCCACUCAAGAUCGGAAUUCCGUCCUCCUGGUCUCCAACGAUAACCACACCUUCAUCCUGCGCAAAUCCUGCGUCAUGAUAUCCCCCGCCAUAAAGGGCAUGCUGGACAAGAAGAGCAAUUUCGAGGAAGCGCAGUUCAAUCGUGUGGUCUUCAAGAAUAUGAAGUAUGGCUCCUCCAGCUCCUGACUCUUUUUACAUAAGAUCUGUUUGAUUUGUUUUUGGAGUUUUUUUUCUUUCCUCUUUGUAAAUUUGCUAAUGUUUGUUGUGGGGGGGGUUGUCGGUAGUGGGGUUGUGUUGGAGAAGGUUUGCGAGUACUUUUGUUAUCACGAAAAGUAUAAGGAUGCCGUGGAUGUGCCGGAUAUGGACAUUCCGCCAGAGUUGGCCUUGGAGUUGUUGAUGGUUGCAGAUUUUUUGUGUGCCUGACGCGGGGGGGUGGUUCUGUACAGCUGGAAGGUGCUGCGAGGGGUAAACUGGCAAAUUUUUUUGUUUUUGUUUUUUUUAAAAAAAUAAUAAUUCUCAUUUGCCU
Molecule: messenger RNA, 1641 nt
Organism: Tuber aestivum (summer truffle)
Lineage: Eukaryota; Fungi; Ascomycota; Pezizomycetes; Pezizales; Tuberaceae
Source: the annotation of a GenBank genome assembly